CGUCACAUCUCCAUCCCUCCCACCACCACCUCCCCCCCCCUCUCCUCACUCCCCACACUCCUUCCACCUUCGGAGCCAUGCCUUCAAAAAAGGCGGCCUCCGGCGCCGCAGCGCCUCCCCCAGCCCCGCCCCCCGUGCAGGCUGUGCCUGCCCCGGCGGCCCCCGUCGCAUCGAUCGCCGACGUAGAGGUCGUCCUUCCGCCCAAGACUGCGUGGCCCCUCCCCGACAUUCCUACGAGCACCAUUGACAACACGCAGAGUCUGUUGCGCUUUGUGAUUCUGGCGUUCAUCACGGGUGCCGCCGUUGCGAGCCGUCUGUUCGCUGUCAUCCGUUUCGAGAGUGUCAUCCAUGAGUUUGACCCCUGGUUCAACUACCGCGCGACGAAGGUGCUCGUCAACGAGGGCUUCUACGAGUUCUGGAACUGGUUCGACCCCACAGCUUGGUACCCACUUGGCCGCACUGUCGGCGGCACCGUGUACCCCGGUCUGAUGGUCACUUCCGGCCUCAUUUGGACCUUCCUUCACAAGAUUAACAUGCCGGUCGACAUCCGCAAUGUGUGCGUGAUGAUUGCCCCGGCGUUCUCGGGCCUCACUGCUCUUGCGACGUACGGCUUCACGACCGAGAUGGCUGCGCCCUCGACUGGCCUGCUCGCUGCGGCGUUCAUCGGCAUCGUUCCGGGCUACAUCUCGCGUUCGGUCGCUGGCUCAUACGACAAUGAGGCCAUCGCCAUUUUCCUUCUUAUGGCCAUUUUCUACUUCUGGAUCAAGGCGCUCAAGACUGGUUCGGCUCUCUGGGGCACCGUUUGCGCCCUGUUCUACGGCUGGAUGGUGGCUGCGUGGGGUGGCUACGUCUUCAUCACCAACAUGAUUCCCCUGCACGUCUUCGUGCUCGUCCUCAUGGGUCGCUACAACAACCGCGUCUACGUUGCUUACACUUCGUGGUACGUCCUCGGCACAGUCGCGUCGAUGCAGGUCCCCUUUGUCGAGUUCCUGCCCAUCCGCACGUCCGAGGGUAUGGCCGCUCUCGGCAUCUUUGGCCUCCUCCAGCUCAUUGCUUUUGUCGAGACGGUACGCAAGCUCGUUCCCGGAAAGCAGUUCGAGCUUCUUUUGCGCGCUUUCGUCGCCCUCGUCGCUAUUGUGGCGUUCGUCGUCCUCGUCGCCCUCACCUUCUCUGGCUGGAUUGCCCCCUGGACUGGCCGCUUCUACUCGCUGUGGGACACUGGAUACGCCAAGGUGCACAUGCCUAUCAUUGCGUCGGUGUCGGAGCACCAGCCAACCGCAUGGCCCGCGUACUUCUUUGACCUGCAGAUGCUUAUCUGGCUCUUCCCUGCUGGUCUCUUCUGGGUCUUCAAGGAGCUCCGCGACGAGCACGUCUUCGUCAUUGUCUACGCCUUCUUCGCCUCCUACUUCUCCGGCGUCAUGGUCCGCCUCAUGCUUGUGCUCACUCCGAUUGUGUGCGUGUCGGCGGCCAUUGCCCUCUCUCGCCUCCUCCACGCCUUCAUGGACCCGGUGCUUCCCACCGUCGUGGAGGACGAGGCACCCAAAUCCAAGAAGGCUGCAAAGAAGGCCGCAAACGUGCAGCAGCAGUCGGCUCAAACAUUUGAACUCUCUGGUCUGCUGUCGGGCAAGCGCUCGCAGGGUAUUUUCCACCUUGACUCGCGCAUCUCCGUGGUCGCCGUCAUCGGCCUGCUCCUCAUCAUGUUCGUCCACCACUGCACGUACGUGACAUCGUCGGCGUACUCGUCGCCAUCGGUAGUGCUGUCCUCGCGCAACCCCGACGGGUCGCAGAACAUCAUUGACGACUUCCGCGAGGCAUAUUACUGGCUCCGCCAGAACACGGACAAGGAUACAGUCAUCGCGUCAUGGUGGGACUACGGCUACCAAAUCGCCGGCAUGGCCGACCGCGUUACACUCGUGGACAACAACACCUGGAACAACACGCACAUUGCCACUGUCGGCAAGGCCAUGGCCUCGUCCGAGGAGAUUGCGUACCCUAUUCUGCGCAAGCACGAUGUUGACUACGUGCUGGUCAUCUUUGGUGGACUGCUGGGCUACUCUGGUGACGACAUCAACAAGUUCCUGUGGAUGGUGCGCAUCGCCCAGGGCGAGUGGCCCGACGAGGUGCACGAGCCCAACUACUUCACGCCUCGGGGAGAAUACGCUGUGGACGACCGGGCGUCGCCGGCGAUGCGCAACUCGCUCAUGUACAAGAUGUGCUACCACCGCUUCCCGGAGCUGUACGGCGGCCACCCUGCGCAGGACCGCGUGCGGCACCAGGUGAUCCCCGCGCACGGCAGCCACGAAGACUUGAACGUCAUCGAGGAGGCGUUCACGUCGGAGAACUGGAUUGUGCGCAUCUACGCUGUGAAGAAGGAAGACCCCUUCGGACGCACGCUGCAGGAAGCGACAGCGUUCCAAAAGGGGAGCAGGCCCAAGCCGCGGGCGAGGAAGACGCAGUAAAACGCGCAGUGCGCUAGAUGCAUGUAGAUGAUCUUGACCC
This is a messenger RNA of Cutaneotrichosporon oleaginosum, 2499 nucleotides long. RefSeq lists its product as uncharacterized. Gene Ontology annotation, biological process: post-translational protein modification. The record is from RefSeq and is a predicted model, not a curated record. Lineage: Eukaryota; Fungi; Basidiomycota; Tremellomycetes; Trichosporonales; Trichosporonaceae. Gene Ontology annotation, molecular function: dolichyl-diphosphooligosaccharide-protein glycotransferase activity. Gene Ontology annotation, cellular component: membrane.